AUGGCUGAGGAGUUGAACGAAGACCAAGUGGCUGCCAAUUUCGAUGAAUCUAAGUUGAGAGAUCUCUCUAACGUAGCGGCUCGCCUUCACCGAAUGCAGCUUGCCGAAGAUGACAUGGAGAUCAUUGUUGUUGACGGAGAGCUCCAACGACUUCCACGCCAAAUGGAGCAAGUAAAGGAAGGGCAGGUUAUGAACAACGCUGGAGGAUUCGUCUUCCCAGUGUCUGAUGAGACUCAGGUUCGCCGCUUCUUGAUCCUCGGUUCGGACAAAGGCACCUAUCAUCAAAACGCGGAAAAAAUCACUCUCGACAAUGCCCAGCGUAUUGUCGAAAUCAUCCAGAAAGGAAAAGGACAUAAGGUUCUUCAUGAGCUUGCUCUUAUCAACGCAGAGAAUCGCAAUCCAAAAAUGAACUCGAUGCUUUUCACUCUCGCCAUCUGUGCCCGCGUUUCGACUCACGAUACCACUAAAAAGAACGAAUGCCCAAUACUCCACACUUAUUCUGAAUACAUUCGCGCGCUCCACGCUGCUGCUCUUCGUUUGCUUCCUGAUGUUUGUCGCACGCCAACACAUCUCUUCGAAUUCGUCGAUUACUGUCAAACCAUCGCAGAGAGCACGAAAGCUGGAGGAGCAAAAUCGUCCACGGGAUGGGGUCGUUCGUUGAGAAACGCUAUCAUCAAGUGGUAUAAAGAGAAGACAGCGGAAAAAUUGGCUAUGCUCCUCACAAAGUACCCACAACGCGAGGGAUGGUCACAUCGCGAUCUCUUCCGUCUUGCUCAUCCAAAUCUUAUGGACGAUGGAACACAUCACACCGAUCGUGAAGAUCGCCUUGAAAGAGAACAACUCUUCCGCUUCGCUGUCAAAGGAGAUCUGGUUAAGAGGAAGAGAAAGGCUAAUGAUGAGGAAAAGGCCAAGAUCGAGGAAUCAUGGGAUAAGAGAGCACUGAAGGUUCCGUACACUGAGCAGCAGCUUGUUAAAGAAGAAAAGAGCAGAGCUCUCGACUUGGUGGAGGCAUAUCUCAGCCUGAAACAGGAACAAAGCGAGGAAGUUAUCGUUGAGGCAAUCAAAAAGCACGGACUUGUUCGUGAGCACUUGCCAACUAGCAGCCUCAACUCAAAGCUUGUAUGGGAAACACUUUUCGAUGUGCCAAUGCCAAUGACAGCAAUGAUCCGCAACCUCGGAAAAAUGACUCUUGUCGGGGCUCUUGAUGAUAACCGCGUCAAGUCAAUCGUCAGCCGACUUACCGAUCAAGAAGAGCUCCGCCGUGCUCGUAUCCACCCGUUGACCUUGCUCACUGCUCGUUCCGUAUACGCUAGAGGACGUGGAGACAAGGGAAGUCUCACCUGGGAGCCGAAUCAAAAGAUUUGUGAUGCUCUCGAGGCUGGAUUCUACAAGGCAUUCGUCAAUUCCCCACCAACCGGUAAACGCUACUGCUUGGCUCUCGAUGUCUCUGGAAGUAUGUGUUCCCCUGUCAGUUCAUCGCCAUUGAGCUGUCGUGAAGCCGCCACAGGAAUGUCUCUAAUCAAUCUGCACAAUGAGGCUGAAGUGAAGUGUGUUGCUUUCUGUGAUAAGCUCACUGAACUGCCGUUCACUAAAGACUGGAAAAUCGGACAAGUCAACGACUACGUCAACAAUCUUUCCUUUGGUAGCACUGAUUGCGGUCUUCCGAUGACAUGGGCUACUGAGAACAAUCUCAAGUUUGACGUCUUCAUCAUCUACACUGACAACGAUACAUGGGCAGGAGAAAUUCAUCCAUUCGAGGCAAUUAAGAAGUAUCGUGAGGCAUCUGGAAUUCAUGACGCGAAGGUGAUUGUGAUGGCCAUGCAAGCAUAUAACUACUCGAUUGCUGAUCCGUCCGACGCAGGAAUGCUCGAUAUCACUGGAUUCGAUUCUGCAGUCCCACAAAUCGUUCAUGAGUUCGUCACCGGCAAUAUCUAA
Messenger RNA from Caenorhabditis briggsae, 1935 nucleotides. RefSeq names its product Protein CBR-ROP-1 (gene Cbr-rop-1). The coding region runs from base 1 to 1935 and encodes 644 amino acids. The record is from RefSeq and is a predicted model, not a curated record. The transcript has 4 exons. Gene Ontology annotation, molecular function: RNA binding. Lineage: Eukaryota; Metazoa; Nematoda; Chromadorea; Rhabditida; Rhabditidae. Gene Ontology annotation, cellular component: ribonucleoprotein complex.